Molecule: messenger RNA, 3891 nt
Organism: Anopheles coluzzii
Lineage: Eukaryota; Metazoa; Arthropoda; Insecta; Diptera; Culicidae
Gene: ine
Product: sodium- and chloride-dependent GABA transporter ine
Exons: 11
Coding region: 626-3280 (884 amino acids)
Biological process (GO): transmission of nerve impulse; neurotransmitter transport; glial cell growth
Cellular component (GO): membrane
Molecular function (GO): neurotransmitter:sodium symporter activity; osmosensor activity
Source: RefSeq, a predicted model, not a curated record
ACCUCUGCAGUCUCGUGUGUCUCUCCUGCUGCGGCAAACGAACGAACGAAUCGCUACGACUUCCGCGCUCAACAGUCUCACCUGACAUCGGAUAGUGUGUGAACCGGUUCCUUGUCGCGUCGCGAGUUACCCGAGGGGAGAUUGGCUCGAUCUUUCACUUAGUGAUAGCCAUUAAUUUCUUCUCUCGAAAGCAGUCUUAAAAUCAGUGCGUGUGUGUGUGUGUGUGAAUUGUUUCUGCACGAUCCUCCUCGUCUAACUCCGACGCGGAUAAGAUCAACAGGGACGGCGUGAACCAUUCGUUGCUUAUUUAUUGCAAUCCCAUCCCGCUGGCCGUAGUUUGUGAUUUGUUUUGCUCUAAAUGAAUCCGUCACUGUGAGUGGGUGUGUUUUUGUGUGCCUUUUUCUCAAUAGGGAUCGCAAUCCCAACCACUGGAGCAACAGAACCUCGUGUGUGUGCGCGGAAAUAAUGCUAAUAACGGCCCGUGAGCGUCCGUGUCGAUCGAACUCAAUCGAUGAGAGAUCCUCGUGCGUGCUGUGAUAGUAUAGUUUAAAGUAAACGAGUGAAAAGCGUACAUGCGCUGCUGUAGGCCGUAGUUUCCUUCGCUUCUCCCACGGCUUCUCCAACGAUGGAUACGCAGGAACAGAACCAGGUGGAAAUACAGUCAGUGAACCCGGUACCGAACAGGCGCCCGAUCAACGAUCUGCACUAUACCGCCAUCAACAGUAACUUCCGGCAGCAGAGCAAGCUAAACAGUGGUAGCAACACAUCGCCACCGGGCAGCUCCGCCGGUGGUAGUGAGGAAACGAAGGCCUUACUUCCGACGGUGGGGCCAAGUGGGCGCAAGUUUGUGAUCGUACCAUGCCAGACGGGUGGAGCGAUCGGAGACCCAGGUGGAACGGUCCCUAGUGGCAGUGGUGGUGUGAAUGGGGCCCCGAUAGUGAAGGUAGAACCUGGUGAGGGUUCGCUGUCGAGUGGACCGAGCUCGAUCACAGUGCCCACGGCACCCGUUGGGACGUAUUUGAAGCCGAAAUAUUUCAACAGUCUACGAUCGGUACGAUCAGCGAACGAUCCGCAAGGGUUGGCGAAUGUGCAGCAGCCGCAAACGACGAUCGCCCGCAGCGGUUCGUACAUAUUCAGCGAUGUCGGAGGUACGCCGCGGCUGUUUUCCGAUGCCACCUCGAUCCGAUCGCUCGCCUCGAUCGGGAUGGGAUCGACCGAUGGGCGGCGUAUGGUCAUCCGGCGGGUGCCGAACUCACCGAACGAGCUGCUCACCAUGAUUAACCCACCGACCCCACCCGAUGAAACGUACGAGAAUGAAAGCUACGGCGGCAUGUCGGAUGAUUCCGAUCUUGAUAAUCUCAAACCGCGCAAGCAGCACUGGGCGAACAAGAUGCAGUUCGUGCUGGCCUGCAUCGGAUACUCGGUCGGGCUGGGAAAUGUGUGGCGAUUUCCGUAUCUGUGUUACAAGAGUGGAGGAGGUGUGUUUCUCGUGCCCUACUUCAUCAUUCUGCUGAUCUGUGGAAUACCCAUGCUGUUCAUGGAGCUGGCCGUCGGCCAGUAUACGGGCCGCGGACCGAUCGGUGCACUAGGGCAGCUCUGUCCACUGUUUAAAGGUACCGGUCUGGCGAGUGUGGUCGUUUCAUUCCUAAUGUCCACGUACUACAGUGUGAUCAUUGCGUACGCAAUCUACUACUUCUUCACCUCGUUCCGGCCGGAGCUCCCGUGGACGGACUGUUCGCACCGCUGGAACACACCGGACUGCUGGAUACCGGAGCGCCUGAAGCACAACCUGACGCGCCCCGACAUGUCCCGCACACCGACGGAGGAGUUUUUCGAAAAUAAAGUGCUUCAGAUAAGCCACGGCAUUGAGUAUCCGGGUGCGAUGCGCUGGGAGCUGGUAGCGUGCCUGGUCUGUGCCUGGAUACUGGUGUACUUUGCCAUCUGGAAGUCGAUCAAAUCGUCGGCGAAGGUACGCUACCUUACCGCCACCCUGCCGUUCGUGCUGAUUGUCGUAUUUCUUGGCCGCUCGCUCACACUGGAAGGAGCGGACAAGGGACUGCACUACUUCUUCCGCCCGAACUGGGAGGAGCUGGGUAGGGCUAACGUUUGGAUCAAUGCCGCAGCGCAGAACUUCAACUCGAUCGGUAUCGCCUUCGGUUCGAUGAUAUCGUUCGCCAGCUACAACAAGUACAACAACAACAUCCUGCACGACACGCUGGCAGUGUCGUUUGUGAAUGCCAUCACCAGUCUGCUCGUUGGCAUCUUUGCCUUUGCAACGAUCGGUAACAUAGCGCUCGAGCAGAACACGACGGUCGAGAACGUGAUCAGCGGUGGGCCCGGGUUGAUCUUCGUGGUGUAUCCACAGGCACUGGCAAAGAUGCCGGCCGCUCAGCUGUGGGCCGUACUGUUCUUCUUCAUGCUGCUUUGCUUGGGUUUGAACAGUCAGUUUGCGAUCGUCGAAGUUGUGGUUACCUCCAUACAGGAUGGAUUUCCGCGGUGGAUCAAGCGCAAGCUCGUCUACCACGAGCUGCUGGUGCUGAUCGUGUGCGUCGUCUCGUUCUUUGCCGGGCUGCCCAAUCUCAUACAGGGCGGGAUCUACUUCUUCCAGCUGAUCGAUCAUUAUGCGGCGUCUGUUUCGAUCAUGUUUCUGGCCUUCUUUGAGACGAUCGCGAUUGCCUGGUUCUAUGGCAUCAAUCGGCUGUCGAAGAACGUAAAGCAAAUGACGGGUCGGUAUCCGUCGUUCUAUUUGCGGUUCUGCUUGCUGAUCGCUGUCCCACUGCUGUUGAUCUCACUGUGGAUAUUUAGCUUGAUCAACUACGAAGCGCCAACGUAUCACAACGGAAAGUAUCACUAUCCGGGCUGGGCCCACGGGCUUGGAUGGACCAUUGCCUCCGCGUCCUUGGUUUGCAUUCCAUCCUAUGCCGUGUAUCAGAUCGUUCGCGCUGAGGGCAAUACGUUCGGCGAGAAACUGUUAAACACACUGAAGCCAAACAUCUACGAGUGUAAAAUAUGUGGUGAACAUCAUUGCGAUCAUGACUUUCCCGAUGAGGAACUGGGACCGGAAAUGACAAUCGUGGAGUCAACAUCCGGUGCUCCGCUCAUACUGCAGCCGCCUCCUCCCGGACAUCUACAGUACACACAGCUGCAGCAGCAACAGCAGCAUCAACAGCAACAUCAGCAAUCACAAGACGAGCCAAUGCUGCGUACCACCAAUACUAACAGUCCUCCUCCAACCACUAACGGUCCACAGAAUUCAAACUCUAACGGCGAUACGCGAUGAUCCCCUUUGGUGCAAAAACCGUUGAUCGUACCAAUGACAAACAAAACAUUGGAAAAUUUAACCCAUUUCUAGGUAAUUGUUUAGCAUUACAGAUAAAAAACACAGCAAACCCCCAACCCCAACGUGUGCGGAUAAAAGACAACUCAAUAAUUUUAGUUACAAACAGUGUGUCACCACCAUCCACCCCAAACUUAGUUACCAUAUUACGUGAGCACGUGAUCGUGCAUUCGUCGUGAAAGGCACCAUUCUAAUCCAUUAUCCGUAGACGAUCGAGGCACGAUCGCUACGAUGCCGUGUUCAUGCCUGUUUGCUCUUGGCAGCGAUACGAGCCAAUGAGCGAGUCUAGCGUUUUGGGGCGUCGUUACCUGGGCAAUCAUUGUACCAGGCUUUCUUUCUUUCUACUAGCGUGUAAUAUCGUGCAGGCUCCAAGAGCUUGCCGCUUCGUCGAUGGUUGUGUAGAGAAUUCGGAAUCGUUCGUUAAUGUUUUAAUUUCUUCAGUGACAAACCAAGUUUAGUCGUGGCCUAGGAAUAGAACGAAUAAAAAGAUGUACGAUAUUUGUAAAGCCCGGCUAGGCUCGGUUUCUGGAAAGUAAUAAAGUCAGAAUACUAAA